Messenger RNA from Polyodon spathula (Mississippi paddlefish), 1244 nucleotides. Its product is annotated as signal peptidase complex catalytic subunit SEC11A. Bases 106 to 654 code for a protein of 182 amino acids. The transcript is spliced from 6 exons. Gene Ontology annotation, cellular component: membrane; signal peptidase complex. Gene Ontology annotation, molecular function: serine-type endopeptidase activity. The record is from RefSeq and is a predicted model, not a curated record. Lineage: Eukaryota; Metazoa; Chordata; Actinopteri; Acipenseriformes; Polyodontidae.
GAAAGACCGGAAGAUCUGUAUGUAGUUGCUUAUCUGCCUUUCUUCAAUUAAAGCUGAUGCUUUUUUAUAUUAGAGUUAUACAUUUUUAAUUCACUUGUAUAGCUGAUGCACACAAUGCUGUCCUUGGAUUUCCUAGACGAUGUGCGGCGGAUGAAUAAACGCCAGCUCUACUACCAGGUCCUGAACUUUGGAAUGAUUGUUUCUUCAGCCUUGAUGAUCUGGAAAGGCUUAAUGGUGGUUACAGGCAGUGAAAGUCCUAUUGUGGUUGUCCUCAGUGGGAGUAUGGAGCCGGCUUUCCACAGAGGAGACCUUCUGUUUCUUACCAACAGAGUCGAAGAUCCCAUCCGAGUUGGAGAAAUUGUUGUCUUCAGGAUAGAAGGAAGAGAGAUCCCAAUAGUACACAGAGUCCUCAAAGUGCAUGAGAAGGAAAAUGGAGACAUUAAGUUUUUGACCAAAGGUGACAAUAAUGCUGUAGAUGACAGAGGUCUGUACAAGCAGGGACAGCACUGGCUGGAGAAGAAAGAUGUGGUGGGGCGGGCUAGAGGGUUUGUGCCAUAUAUAGGAAUCGUUACUAUUCUCAUGAAUGACUAUCCAAAAUUUAAGUAUGCAGUUUUAUUUCUCCUGGGGCUCUUUGUACUGGUCCACCGGGAGUGAGGAGUCUGUUAUCUGGAUGUAAACCAUUGCUGCCAGGCUUAUUGCAGACCGUCUCUCAUGUUACAAAGAAAAAUUUUGUGUAAUUCAGUUUACGAUUAGAUUUCCUAACACUUGGGGUCAAAAUUUUAUCCUGGGCAGUUUGAACUCAGGAUCCAAGUUAAAAAAAAAUAAAAAUAAACAAAAAGAAACAUUAUUUUGUCAUACUGGGACAUCAUUUCUCUCAAAAUUAAAGCUGUGGUCUGUAAUAUUUAUGCAUUUACCGACUCUUGUUAACUUAAGUAUAUGUUUCUAAAAGCUUUUUAAAUGGCCAACUCUGGAAUCAGUUCAUUAGUCAUGUUUUUUUCUUUGAAAAUCAGCGAGUGUUUUUAUAUUAAAAGCUAAAGCCAGGGUCUUAAUAAUUUUAUUGGAGAUAUUCCCCACCCCUGCUCCGAAGGGCUAGCGCACUGGGGUUGCAUUACUCUGUCGAUACAAGUCAGUCGUUGCAGCUUUUGACCAGUAUCAAACUGCCAUUAAAAGCACCACACAGGCAAUGUUGUCCCCAGGUUAUCAAAUAUGAUGGGCCAAAACACAAAUAAAAUAAUUUGCAUAUU